AUGGGAGGCAACAGAUCAUGGGUCACAGAGUUCAUCUUGGUGGGGUUCCAGCUCAGUGCAGAGAAGGAAGUGCUCCUCUUCUGGAUCUUCUCCCUGUUGUAUGUCUUCAGCCUGCUGGCAAACGGCAUCAUCCUGGGACUCAUCUAUCUGGACCCCAGACUGCACACCCCCAUGUACUUCUUCCUCUCACACCUGGCUGUCAUUGACAUAGCCUAUGCUACCAACAAUGUCCCCAAGAUGCUGGCUAACCUAGUGAACCACAAAAGAACCAUUUGUUUUGUCCCAUGCAUGAUACAGACCUUUGUAUAUUUGGCUUUUGCUGCUACAGAGUGCCUGAUUUUGAUGGUGAUGUCCUAUGAUAGAUACGUGGCAAUCUGUCACCCUCUCCAGUACACCGUCAUCAUGAGUUGGAGAUUGUGUGUGGUCCUGGUUGUCACUUCCUGGUCAUGUGGAUUUACCCUUUCUGUGGUGCAUGCAAUUCUUCUUCUAAGGUUGCCCUUCUGUGGGCCCAGGAAGGUAAACCACCUGUUCUGUGAAAUUCUGUCUGUCCUCAAGCUGGCCUGUGCUGACACCUGGAUCAACCAAGUCGUCCUCCUUGCGGCUUCUUUUUUUGUUCUAGUCGGACCCCUUUGCUUAAUGCUUAUCUCCUACAUGCACAUCCUCUGUGCCAUCUUAAAGAUUCAGUCCAAGGAAGGUCGCAUAAAAGCCUUUUCUACAUGUUCUUCACAUCUGUGUGUGGUGGGACUCUUCUUUGGCAUAGCCAUGGUGGUUUAUAUGGUCCCAGAAUCUAAUGAAAGAGAAGAAAAGGAGAAAAUGCUUUCCCUGUUUCACAGUCUCUUCAACCCUAUGCUGAAUCCUCUCAUCUACAGCCUAAGGAAUGCUCAGGUGAAGGGUGCCUUCCACAGAGCGCUGCAGAAGACAAGGUCCAUGUGA
Molecule: messenger RNA, 933 nt
Organism: Tupaia belangeri chinensis (Chinese tree shrew)
Lineage: Eukaryota; Metazoa; Chordata; Mammalia; Scandentia; Tupaiidae
Product: olfactory receptor 2A2
Exons: 1
Coding region: 1-933 (310 amino acids)
Biological process (GO): G protein-coupled receptor signaling pathway
Cellular component (GO): membrane
Molecular function (GO): G protein-coupled receptor activity; olfactory receptor activity
Source: RefSeq, a predicted model, not a curated record